CCCAGACUCCGCCCGUUUCCCGCUUCCAGGGCCCGGUUCGUUCCCGCCCCCACCCGUCCCUCUCCUCUGCACCCCUACUGCUUCUGCUUUGAAGGCGGAGGCUCCAUGUUGUCCCCUCAGCGAGUGGCAGCAGCUGCCUCAAGAGGAGCAGGUAAUGCCAUGGAGAGCAGCAAGCCUGGUCCAGUGCAGGUUGUUUUGGUUCAGAAAGAUCAACAUUCCUUUGAGUUAGAUGAGAAAGCCUUGGCCAGCAUCCUCUUGCAGGACCACAUCCGAGAUCUUGAUGUGGUGGUGGUUUCAGUGGCUGGUGCCUUCCGAAAGGGCAAGUCCUUCAUUCUGGAUUUUAUGCUACGAUACUUAUAUUCUCAGAAGGAAAGUGGCCAUUCAAAUUGGUUGGGUGACCCAGAAGAACCGUUAACAGGAUUUUCAUGGAGAGGGGGAUCUGAUCCAGAAACCACUGGGAUUCAGAUCUGGAGUGAAGUUUUCACUGUGGAGAAGCCAAGUGGGAAGAAGUUUGCAGUUGUUUUGAUGGAUACCCAGGGGGCAUUUGAUAGCCAGUCAACUGUGAAAGACUGUGCUACCAUCUUUGUUCUAAGCACUAUGACUAGUUCUGUUCAGAUUUAUAAUUUAUCCCAGAACAUUCAAGAAGAUGAUCUUCAACAGCUGCAGCUCUUCACAGAAUAUGGUCGUCUGGUAAUGGAUGAAAUUUUCCAAAAGCCUUUCCAGACACUGAUGUUUUUGGUUAGAGAUUGGAGUUUCCCUUAUGAAUAUAGCUAUGGACUCCAAGGAGGAAUAGCAUUUUUGGAUAAGCGUUUACAGGUGAAGGAACAUCAACAUGAAGAAAUUCAGAAUGUUCGAAAUCACAUUCACUCAUGUUUCUCCGUUGUCACCUGCUUUCUCUUACCACAUCCAGGACUCCAGGUGGCCACAAGCCCUGACUUUGAUGGGAAAUUAAAAGAUAUUGCUGGUGAAUUCAAAGAGCAGUUACAGGCACUGAUACUGUAUGUAUUAAACCCAUCUAAGUUAAUGGAAAAGGAGAUCAAUGGCUCAAAGGUCGCCUGUCGGGGACUACUGGAGUAUUUUAAGGCAUAUAUUAAAAUUUAUCAAGGAGAAGAUCUGCCUCACCCCAAGUCCAUGCUUCAGGCCACUGCUGAAUCCAACAAUUUAGCAGGUGUAGCCUCUGCCAAGGACAUUUAUUAUAACAACAUGAAGGAAGUUUGUGGGGGAGAGAAACCUUAUUUCUCUCCAGACAUUCUAGAGGAGAAGCACUGUGAAUUCAAACGACUUGCUCUGGACCAUUUUAAGAAGACCAACAAGAUGGGUGGGAAGGAUUUCAGCUUUCAUUACCAGCCAGGAGCUGGAAGAGGAAAUCAAGGAAUUAAAUUAUAUGAGAACUUCUGCAAGCACAAUGGUAGCAAGAACGUCUUCAGCACCUUCCGAACUCCUGCAGUGCUGUUCACGGGCAUUGUACCUUUGUACAUGGCCUCAGGCCUCACUGGCUUCAUAAGUCUUGAGGUUGUAGCCCAGUUGUUCAACUGUAUGUUUGGACUACUGUUAAUAGCGCUCCUCACCUGGGGCUACAUCAGGUAUUCUGGUCAAUAUCGUGAGCUGGGUGGAGCUAUUGAUUUUGGUGUUGCAUAUGUGUUGGAGCAGGCUUCUUCUUAUAUCGGUAAUUCCACUCAGGCCACUGUGAGGGAUGCAGUUGUUGGAAGACCACCCAUAGAUAAAAAAGCUCAAUAGCAUCUUAAUAUGAAGAUCAAACAAGAACACAAGGAGCCCCUACUGAUUUCUGGGUUUCUGCCAAGGCCACAGGUUCAUAUCCAGAGGAAUGGCAGAUCUGAGAUGAUCCAGGAAGAGCUAAAACAUGGCCCUGUAAUAAAUGAGCAGACCUCUCCUGUGGUUUCAAAUUAUUAAACACACUUCCAUUUCUCUUGAAAGCAUUUCUUUUCCUUGCUGUUAUA
Molecule: messenger RNA, 1958 nt
Organism: Symphalangus syndactylus (siamang)
Lineage: Eukaryota; Metazoa; Chordata; Mammalia; Primates; Hylobatidae
Product: atlastin-3-like
Molecular function (GO): GTPase activity; GTP binding
Source: RefSeq, a predicted model, not a curated record